UAAAAUGAAAAUCUCCCACCAAUUAAUUUUGGAUGGAGGAUCAAGAGAGCAAAACAACAGAAAUCCUCCAUGGCGAUUCCACUCCUCCACCUAUCAUCACCGUUCCUCCUCUCCUCUCUAACACAGAAAAGAUUUAUCUACCAUCACCACCACAAUUACAAAAACACACUUCCAAAAAUACCCUCGUCUUCCUUCAGAAAUGGAAGCAGCAACACUCCUCCAGAAACAGAGUGCCCUGUUCCACUCGAUCAACAACCCAUAAAUGAAUACCAAAAUCUCUCCACUUCCUUCCCUUUCUCUUGGGCUUCAGGUGACAUUGUUGAGUACUGCUCUCGUUUGUUCGUUACUGGCGCUUCUUUUGCUCUCCUUAUCGCCCUACCUGUUGCUUGGUUUGGCACCGUGGCCCCAAAAACUGAGCCAUUGAAGCCAGUUCUUGCAGCUUUAUCAAGUGGGGUUUUUGUUGUUAGUCUUGCUGUUGUCAGAAUGUAUCUGGGUUGGGCUUAUGUUGGGAAUCGACUGCUCAGUGCCACUGUUGAAUAUGAAGAGACAGGGUGGUAUGAUGGUCAGAUAUGGGUGAAGACAGCUGAAGUUUUGGCUCGAGAUCGGCUUCUUGGUUCAUUUUCAGUCAAGCCUGUGCUAAGCAGAUUGAAGUACACUCUGGUCACUCUAGCAGCAUCAUUAUUUGUAUGCGUUGUUCUCUUCAUCAAUAUUGAGGGAGGCCAAAAGGGUUCUUACACACCAUUUGAAGAAGCUGGGGGUAGAGCUAUUCCUGGAGUUUACAAUGAUGAUUCAGCCAGAUCUUUCGAGCCAGAUGCAUUCUGUGGUGAACCUGCUCCUCCUGAAUCAUGAGGCAUUUUCUUUUUGAUAAUGGAAUUAUGAAGCAUCAAAUCAGUUGUCAACACUUGCAUAGUCCUGUAUAGAUUCAGAAGCAUAUUCUACAUCCCACUUUUGUACAGUUUUUUUACAUGUUUCUCCAUGUCUGCUAUAAUCACAGUAAAAGGUCAUAUAUUUUUCCCAGUGAACCAAAUGUUACUACGAGCAAUUUAUAUAGGUGCAGUGAUACUAAAUUUUAUUA
Messenger RNA from Populus trichocarpa (black cottonwood), 1075 nucleotides. RefSeq lists its product as uncharacterized. NCBI's taxonomy places the organism in Eukaryota, Viridiplantae, Streptophyta, Magnoliopsida, Malpighiales, Salicaceae. The transcript is spliced from 4 exons. Bases 70 to 849 code for a protein of 259 amino acids. The record is from RefSeq and is a predicted model, not a curated record.